CUCUCUCUUCUAUCUCUCACAUUCAAGCAUUUCCUCUGUAAUAGGAUUUAGGGUUUUCGUCUGAAUAUUUCAAUUUCGAAGAAGAACAACAAGAAGAAGAAAGAUGUUUUCUUUAUGAAAAAGAAAUGUCAUGGUAGAGAAUUAAUUCCAUAUUUGGGGUUUCAGUCUGACAGUUCUUAUCAGAUGCAUUCCGCUUUUAUAUAUCUUCGUCUCUUGUGAUGACUUAUGUCGUUCUUAGUGAAUGGCGAGGUUUCAUGUUCUUCAUUUCCUCCUUCUCCUCGCACUCCUACUGACCAUUUCCACCCCUAAUUUCUUCUUUUCUCCGGUGGGUUCUUCUUCAAUCGAUGACUCAUAUUGGAGUCUCUUUCACCAGGACUACUCACCUCCUUCCCCACCACCCCCUCCCCCGCAUCCUCCCUCUGUUUCAUGCGAGGACGAUUUAGGUGGUGUUGGAUCCAUUGAUUCCACGUGCGAGAUAGUAUCUGAUCUAGUCUUAACCCAUGAUGUUUAUAUUGAAGGAAAGGGAAAUUUUUAUAUCCUCCCUAAUGUAACUGUCCAUUGUCUGGUUCCCGGUUGUGAAUUUACCGUAAACGUUUCUGGGAAUUUUGUUCUUGAUGAGAAUGCUUCGAUUGUGACUUCUGCAUUUGAUCUUGGCGCCAAUAAUGCUUCUUUUCUUAACGGUUCUUUGGUGAAUACAACUGGGUUAGCUGGUUCUCCUCCUACCGGAAGUAGUGGCACGCCGCAAGGAAUUGAUGGGGGAGGUGGAGGACAUGGUGGAAGAGGUGCUUGUUGUUUGACUGACCAGGGGAAGUUACAGGAGGAUGUUUUUGGUGGGGAUACUUAUGCGUGGUCUACAUUGCAGAAGCCUUGGAGUUAUGGGAGUAAGGGUGGUACAACUAGUAAAGAGGCGGAUUUAGGUGGAGGUGGUGGGGGGAGAAUCAUGUUGCUGGUUGAGAAUUAUAUUGAUGUCAAUGGUAGUCUUCUUGCUGAUGGUGGAGAUGCUGGUCCUAGAGGCGGAGGUGGGUCUGGUGGAAGUAUCUACAUCAAGGCUUAUAAGAUGACGGGUGGUGGAAGAAUUAGUGCUUCUGGAGGCAAUGGUUUUUCUGGUGGAGGUGGUGGAAGAGUUGCUGUUGAUAUAUUCAGUAGGCAUGAUGAUCCAAAAAUCUUUGUCCAUGGAGGGGGUAGCUUGGGCUGCCUAGAAAAUGCAGGUGCUGCUGGAACAUUUUAUGAUGCUAUUUCUCGCAGUCUUACUGUUAGCAAUCACAACCUAUCAACAUAUACAGACACACUUCUAAUGGAGUUCCCUAACCAGCCUCUAAUGACUAAUGUUUAUAUUCAAAAUCAUGCUAAGGCUGCUGUUCCCCUGCUAUGGAGUCGUGUGCAGGUCCAAGGCCAAAUUAGUAUCUUGACUAGUGGAACCCUCAGCUUUGGCUUGGCACAAUAUGCUUUAUCAGAGUUUGAAGUACUUGCAGAAGAAUUGCUAAUGAGCGAAUCUGUAGUUAAGGUUUUUGGAGCUCUACGUAUGUCUGUAAAGAUGUUUCUCAUGUGGAAUUCGACAAUGCUUAUUGAUGGUGGUGGAGAUGCAGAUGUUGCGACGUCUUUACUUGAAGCUAGCAAUCUCAUUGUUCUCAAGGAAUCUUCCAUCAUACAUUCCAAUGCAAAUUUGGGAGUUCACGGGCAAGGUUUUUUGAACUUAUCUGGACCAGGAGACUGCAUUGAAGCACAACGCCUAGUGUUGUCUCUGUUUUAUAGUAUUAAUGUUGGACCUAGUUCAGUUCUGCGAGGCCCUCUACAAAAUGCGUCUACUGAUGCUGUGACACCAAAACUAAAUUGUGAACAUCAGGAUUGUCCUUAUGAGCUACUUCACCCACCUGAAGAUUGUAAUGUUAACUCUUCACUGCCCUUUACUCUUCAGGUCUGCAGGGUUGAGGAUAUCCUUGUUGAAGGCCUUAUAGAAGGAUCUGUUGUUCAUUUUCAUAGGGCUAGAACCAUAGCUGUCCAGCCUCUUGGAGUUAUUAGCACAACAGGGAUGGGUUGCACUGGUGGUGUUGGUAGAGGAAAGUUUUUGAGCCAUGGUUCUGGUAGUGGUGGUGGGCAUGGGGGUAGAGGUGGACUUGGUUGUUACAAUAACAACUGCAUUGAGGGUGGGAUUUUAUAUGGAAAUCCGGAGUUGCCUUGUGAACUUGGUAGCGGAAGUGGAAAUGAUAGCUUUGUUGGAUCAACUUCUGGAGGUGGUGUUAUAGUGAUGGGUUCGAGAGAGCAUCCUUUGUCAAGUUUAACAGUUGAAGGUUCAGUUAGAGCUGAUGGAGAGUCAUAUAGGGAGGACAGCUUGAAUGAAAAUAUGUAUGUAAUGAAUGACUGGAGAGGUGGUGCUGGUGGUGGAUCUGGUGGAUCCAUUCUUUUGUUUUUGCAUACUCUAUCUGUUGGUGAAUCUGGCAUGCUCUCCAGUAUUGGAGGCCAUGGUAGUACUUUUGGUGGUGGUGGAGGUGGCGGUGGAAGGAUUCACUUUCAUUGGACAGAUAUACCCAUUGGAGAUGUAUACCAGCCAAUAGCCAGUGUAAAUGGAUCCAUCGAUUCCAGUGGAGGACUAGGUGCCAAUGAAGGUGAAGCUGGAGAAAAUGGAACUGUCACUGGAAAAUCUUGCCCUAAAGGACUUUAUGGGAUCUUUUGUGAGGAGUGCCCCGCUGGAACCUAUAAGAAUGUAUCAGGAUCAGACGGAACAUCUUGUCGUACAUGUCCUGCUUAUGAACUUCCGCUUCGUGCUAUUUACAUUUCGGUGCGAGGUGGUGUUGCUGAAACUCCUUGUCCUUAUAAAUGUAUCUCAGACAGAUAUCACAUGCCACUCUGUUACACAGCACUUGAAGAGUUGAUAUACACAUUUGGUGGGCCUUGGUUGUUUGGAUUUCUUCUUCUGGCACUCCUCAUCCUCUUAGCUUUGGUGCUUAGUGUUGCUCGAAUGAAAUUCAUUAGCGUCGAUGAAAUACCUGGCCCAGCUCCUACCCAGGGUUCUCAAAUAGAUCACUCUUUUCCUUUUCUGGAGUCGCUAAAUGAGGUUUUAGAAACAAACAGGGUUGAAGAGUCAAGGAGUCAUGUGCAUAGGAUGUAUUUUCUGGGACCUAAUUCUUUUAGUGAGCCUUGGCAUCUUCCUCAUAGCCCUCCAGAGCAAGUGAAGGAGAUAGUAUACGAAGGGGAGUUUAAUAGGUUCAUGGAUGAAAUGAAUGCUAUAGCUGCUUAUCAAUGGUGGGAGGGAUCUGUGUAUAGCGUGCUAUGUGUUUUAGUUUAUCCUCUUGCGUGGUCAUGGCUACAGUGGCGGCGGAAAAUAAAGCUACAGAGGCUUCGUGAAUUUGUGAGAUCAGAGUAUGAUCAUGCUUGCUUGCGAUCUUGUCGGUCCCGUGCCCUCUACGAGGGGUUGAAGGUGGCUGCAACAUCUGACCUGAUGUUAGCAUAUGUGGAUUUCUACCUUGGUGGAGAUGAGAAGAGAAGUAAUCCUCAUCCCCAACUCCGUCAAAGAUUUCCCAUGUCCUGGCCUUUUGGAGGCGAUGGAAGUUACAUGGCUCCUUUCUCACUCCACAACGAUAAUAUCAUUACUAGUCUUAUGAGUCAGUGUAUGCCACCCACGACUUGGUAUCGUUUUGUGGCGGGUCUAAAUGCACAAUUGAGACUAGUAAGACGAGGACAUCUUAAGGUCAUGCUUCAAACUGUCGUAAGGUGGCUUGAUACUCAUGCGAACCCGGCUCUUAGAGAUUAUGGUGUGCGUGUUGAUCUUACACAGUUUCAAGGAACUUCUAAUGGUUAUUGUCAAUAUGGGCUUCUGGUGUAUUCUACUAUUGAAGGAGAAGAUGACUUGACACCACCUGCUGCUGGGAGUAUGGAUGGUGCGUCUCCUAUUGAGCAACAACAACAACGCUCGAGCAGUUUUUUGAAAGAUUCAAUCGACGAUAUAUUGAUUUUAGAUCAAAGAGGAAGCAGUGAAAGCCUUGUUGCUCAAAGUAAGAAAUGUGUGGGGGUUUUGGACAUUGGCAACUUGAAACUGAUCGAGGAGAAGAUGGAUAUGUACUAUCCUCUAUCCUACAUACUUCACAAUACUAAACCCGUCGGUCACCAGGAUCUUGUUGGACUGAUCAUCUCGAUUCUACUUUUGGGUGAUUUUAGCCUAGUUCUGCUUACUUUACUUCAGUUAUACUCGAUCUCGCUUGCAGAUGUCUUUAUUGUUCUGUUUAUUUUACCACUUGGAAUUUUGCUUCCAUUUCCUGCCGGAAUCAAUGCUCUAUUCAGUCAUGGACCUAAACGAUCUGCUGGUCUGGCUCGCGUUUAUGCCUUGUGGAAUGUUACAUCAUUGGUUAAUGUGGUUGUUGGCUUUAUAUGCGGGUACGUCCAUUAUAGUUACCAGGCUAGUAAACGAAGUCCGAGUAGUGGACCUUGGCAUUUUAGCAUGGAUGAGAGCGAAUGGUGGAUAUUUCCGGUUGGGAUAGUGUUGUGCAAGUUAAUACAGUCGCGGCUGAUAAACUGGCAUAUUGGUAAUUUGGAAAUUCAAGAUCGGUCGCUGUACAGUAAUGACUAUGAGAUGUUUUGGCAAUCGUGACAAUGGUGAAUUAAAGAAGCUGAUGAGAUAAAUAUAGAGUUUUUUUUGUUUCUUUUGGUCUAUGUUUUCAUUAUUUUGUUUUAAAAUCUAUUAUUAUUAUGUAGAAAAAAAAAAGAAGAGAAAGAGAUAUGCUUAGAGAGAACACUAUUGAUUGAUUGAAUGAAAUGUAACCAAACCCCCCUUCUUCUCUGAAACAUCACCACGUGCAGCUGAUUUUUGUGCUGCAAUGUGAAUAUCAUCAUAAAAUGCACCAAAAUUUCACUUAAUUCUGUUCAUUUGAUGAUGAAAACUCU
Impatiens glandulifera is the source of this 4875-nucleotide messenger RNA. RefSeq lists its product as uncharacterized. Lineage: Eukaryota; Viridiplantae; Streptophyta; Magnoliopsida; Ericales; Balsaminaceae. The coding region runs from base 242 to 4582 and encodes 1446 amino acids. The transcript has 22 exons. The record is from RefSeq and is a predicted model, not a curated record.